GUAGCAAACAGUGGGCCUCAGUCCAUGCUGCAUGACUCCAGUUUUACGCAGAUGAUGUUUGAGACCUUCAACACCCCAGCUAUGCAUGUGGCUAUCCAGGCUGUGCUGUCCCUGUAUGCCUCUGGGCGUACUACAGGUAUCGUCAUGGACUCUGGCGAUGGGGUCACCCACACAGUGCCAAUCUACGAGGGCUACGCCCUGCCCCAUGCCAUCCUGCGUCUGGACUUGGCUGGCCGUGACCUGACUGACUACCUCAUGAAGAUCAUGACGGAGAGAGGCUACAGCUUCACCACUGCGACCGAAAGGGAAAUUGUGCGUGACAUCAAGGAGAAGCUCUGCUAUGUCGCCUUGGACUUCGAGCAGGAAAUGGCCACGGCUGCUUCAUCUUCCUCCCUGGAGAAGAGCUAUGAGCUACCUGAUGGUCAGGUGAUCACUAUUGGGAACGAAAGGUUCCGGUGCCCAGAGGCAAUCUUGCAGUCCUCCUUCCUGGGGAUGGAGUCCUGUGGCAUUCACGAGACCACUUUCAACUCCAUCAUGAAGUGUGACGUAGAUAUCCGAAAGGACCUCUAUGCUAACAUGGUGCUGUCUGGGGGAAGCACCAUGUAUCCUGGCAUUGCUGACAGAAUGCAGAAGGAGAUCACGGCCCUGGCACCCAGCACAAUGAAAAUCAAGAUCAUUGCCCCACUGGAGCGUAAAUAUUCCGUCUGGAUUGGUGGCUCCAGGAGGGAUAGCUCAGUGGUUUGA
Molecule: messenger RNA, 744 nt
Organism: Mauremys reevesii (Reeves's turtle)
Lineage: Eukaryota; Metazoa; Chordata; Testudines; Geoemydidae
Product: actin, cytoplasmic type 5-like
Exons: 1
Coding region: 25-744 (239 amino acids)
Source: RefSeq, a predicted model, not a curated record